UCCUCUCGCGAAACAUAUGGCAGCAUCAUUACCUCCAACCCUUGAUGGCUGGGAGCGGAUUCGCGGGCCGUACGAUGUUGUGCGCCGGCCUGAUCGAGGCACUGCCACCAAGAUCCGAACAGAGGAGGCGAGAUCACAGGAGGCAUCACCACUCUUCACAUUGCCUGCGGAGCUAAGAAGUCUCAUCUUCGAGCAUCUGGUGGGCGCUGGAGUCGUUCAUCUACGCGAGCGAGAGUGCGGGAAGCAUGAGAGUUGGACCACGAUCAGACGAUACAAGGAGUUCAAGCGGACCAGCGAUGAUGCAUCUCAGUUUCGCUUUGUGGACCGUCCGGCCAAGCUUAGCUACGCUACUUGUCAGAAGCCUCAAGAUUGGCAAGUCCGCUAUGCCUUGAGCCAGCGCGCAGCCACGAUCCCCAAGGAGUGCUUCGACCGGAACGGAUACCUGCUAGACUUCACCUCAGACCAAGUGCUGAGGAACUACACGAGGAGUCACGAUCAACGUAUCAACUGGAAUCAGUUGAAGUAA
Messenger RNA from Pseudocercospora fijiensis CIRAD86, 526 nucleotides. RefSeq lists its product as uncharacterized. The record is from RefSeq and is a predicted model, not a curated record. NCBI's taxonomy places the organism in Eukaryota, Fungi, Ascomycota, Dothideomycetes, Mycosphaerellales, Mycosphaerellaceae. The transcript has 2 exons. The coding region runs from base 17 to 526 and encodes 169 amino acids.